Molecule: messenger RNA, 1026 nt
Organism: Rhizopus microsporus ATCC 52813
Lineage: Eukaryota; Fungi; Mucoromycota; Mucoromycetes; Mucorales; Rhizopodaceae
Exons: 2
Coding region: 1-1026 (341 amino acids)
Cellular component (GO): nucleus
Molecular function (GO): chromatin DNA binding
Source: RefSeq, a predicted model, not a curated record
AUGGAAACAAGAGAAGAUUUAAAUUAUGUAGAUGAAGAAAGCGAGCUGUCUUCUGGAGAAAUAAGCUCAAGCGACUUGGACCUGUCGCAAGAGCCCGUUGUACAUACACCCAGAAAGAGAGGAAGGCCUAAAGUGCAAGGAAAAGAAAAAACGCCAACGACGAGAGAAUCAUCACAAAGCUAUGUGCCCCCACCUGUAAAUACGUCAAGUGGAUAUGCCAGUGAGAUUGACGAAAUAGGUGAAACAAAAGUAGACAAGAAUGGUAGAUUACUCGGAGGUCGCGAAUAUAGAGUGCCUACAUUUACGUUGCCAACGCGAGGAGAAACAUUAUUUAUGUUUUCCAAAGACCCAGCAGCAUUACUUGGAUUUCGUGACAGUUUUGUAUUUUUGAAGAAGAAUGUCAAUUUGGUAAAAGUGCAUAUUGAUAACGCUGAGAAAGGGUAUUUAGUGGAUUCGAGACUGUUGCGAUCUACAUUUCGUACGCGUGAAAUAUCAGUUGUGACAGCUAGAUCAGUAUUUAAACAGUUUGGGCAUCGUGUCAUACGAAAGGGACGUAAAGGAAGAGAUGACUAUUUUUAUACAGAAGAAGUCGAUGAAGGCGAUGAUGAUGCACUGUCUGAUGAUGGCAUGAAGGAUUUGAAUGACAUGAAUUAUGGCAAUAACAAUAACAAUAGCAACAAUUAUAACAAAUCAAUGUCUACUGGAUCAGCAUGGGGAACAAUGAAUAGUGGCGCACAGUCAUUUCCAGCUGCUGUCAUGGGCAAAAAUAGUUUGCAACACAAGUCAACAAUACAGUAUGUCGAUGAAUUAAAUUGGGUACAUUGUGCAGCAGUUGCCGCACGUCAAUUUAAUAAUUCGUUGUUUAUGUAUCGUCGAUCUAACCCAACAACCUAUGAUUUACUCACCAAUGUGUAUCAAAUACCUGAAAACAAGCAAGCAUUUACAGAUAAUCAAGCCAUCAUCAAAAAAGAAUUAGAUAACAAUAAUAAUAGCAAUAAUACCCUUGAUAAUCCAUUCAUCUACUAG